AUGUUUUGCUAUUACACGCUUUUUGUGGGCCUAAUUAUUAUCGCCAAAUCAGAGAUAACAAAAGACACAAUCGGAUUUCCCGAAUCAGAAGAAAAUCUUAAUUUGGUUAAUAAGAAGGAGCGUUAUCCCGUCUAUUUACCAUCUAUGUGCGGAGAAAAUGAGCUCUACUAUCCCGGUGAUCAAGAGGAUGACUGGAUAUGCGAUUGUCGGCCUGGUUAUUUAUACUACCCAGAAAAGGAUUCAUGCUGGCCAGCGUUCAGACGAGGUCCUUGCAAUGAUAAGGAGCAUCUAAGACUGCCUCACAACUCUAUCAUUCCAGUGUGUGUUAAAAAUCCAUGCAACGACGGUUUUGUGGUAUGGAAAGGGACAUGUCAGCGCCUCGGUUCUACAGCCCCAUGUAAGAUUGAGUUCCCUCCAGCUGUUCUGUGGGUGAAUGCGACGACCAUGUCUCUCGGCUGCGUCCCAUUAAACUUCCACAUAAGGUCCGAGAUUGCUUAUGAAAAUGCGAAGUGUCCUUUAGGUUGUAAGAGACAUGUACAAGGCUUGUGUGUUCCAGAAACAAUGCCACAGGUCACGAAAGUCUAG
This is a messenger RNA of Leptosia nina, 585 nucleotides long. The record is from the annotation of a GenBank genome assembly. NCBI's taxonomy places the organism in Eukaryota, Metazoa, Arthropoda, Insecta, Lepidoptera, Pieridae.